ACGGGUAGCUACUGGUUUAUACUGGUCCAUACUGGUUUAUACUGGAAUUUCUCCCCAUUCCCGGAUUCUUUUGGGACCUUUUCACCCCAAAUUUUUUGGGGAUUUUUUCCUGAAUAUUUUCCUCCAUUUUUUUUUAAAUUUUUUGGGAAUUUUUUGGGAAUAAUUUGAAUUUUUUAGGAAUUUUCCAUGACCAUCCACAACCUGUACAUCUUCGACCGCAGCGGCCGCUGCCUCUUCUACAGCGAAUGGCACCGACGGAGGGGAGCUGGAAUUCCACAGGAGGAGGAAUUCAAGCUGAUGUUUGGGAUGCUCUUCUCGCUCCGCUCCUUCGUGGCCAAGAUGAGUCCCACGGACAUGCGGGACGGGUUCGUGUCGUUCCACACCAGCCGCUAUCGCCUCCAUUACCUGGAGACGCCGUCGGGGCUGCGCCUGGCGCUCAACACCGACCUGGGCGUGCCCAGCGCCCGCGAGGCCCUGCAGCACAUCUACGGCAACCUUUUUGUGGAGCUGGUGGUGAAGAAUCCGCUGUGCCCCCCCCGGGCCCCCGUCCAGAGCCUCCUGUUCCGGCAGCGCCUCGACGCCUUCGUGCGCAGCCUCCCCUACUUCGGGCCCCGGAACCCCAACAGCUGAGCCCAAAUCAGCAAAUCUGACCCCAAAAUCGGGAUCGGCGACCCCGAAAACCCCAAAAUCGACCCCAAAAUCGGGAUCGGAGACCCCGAAAACCCCAAAAUCGACCCCAAAAUCGGGAUCGGAGACCCCGAAAACCCCAAAAAUCCCCAAAUAAAACCCAAAAUCCCAAACCCGA
Zonotrichia leucophrys gambelii is the source of this 805-nucleotide messenger RNA. RefSeq names its product trafficking protein particle complex subunit 1 (gene TRAPPC1). Gene Ontology annotation, cellular component: TRAPP complex. NCBI's taxonomy places the organism in Eukaryota, Metazoa, Chordata, Aves, Passeriformes, Passerellidae. The transcript is spliced from 5 exons. Bases 187 to 630 code for a protein of 147 amino acids. Gene Ontology annotation, biological process: endoplasmic reticulum to Golgi vesicle-mediated transport. The record is from RefSeq and is a predicted model, not a curated record.